Neurospora tetraspora is the source of this 3565-nucleotide messenger RNA. Its product is annotated as von Willebrand factor type A domain-containing protein. NCBI's taxonomy places the organism in Eukaryota, Fungi, Ascomycota, Sordariomycetes, Sordariales, Sordariaceae. The transcript has a single exon. The record is from RefSeq and is a predicted model, not a curated record. Bases 267 to 3428 code for a protein of 1053 amino acids.
ACCAUCCAACCGACGGAUCACCGAAGGAACGAUGGCAAUCAUUUGAGUCACCGUCACGCAGAAAAUGUCUGAAGGAAACGGGUAUAUAAUGACCGAGACUGACGUCCAGUCUCUACUUCUUUCUAGUCAAACUCUCCCAACUCCUCAUCUUUUCUUGCUGCUAUCAUCCUUCCCUCCCUAGUUGAUCCCCUCCACAACACGGCAUCAAAGACCUCCCCAAACAACGAUACCCCAUACAAUCACUUCAACACCUACCCCAUCACACCAUGCCUUUUGGCUCAAGAGGACCUGGAAUGUAUGAUAAUGCUAGCCAUGGCCAUGUUACUGGUCUUUACUACACCGAAGCCGUCAAUGAAUGGCAUCUCCAACGACACUAUCUCCCCCAACUUGAACUCUCCGUCUACACACACAUUGUAGGCUCGUCAAGCAGAACCACUCUGACGCAGACAUUUGUCAACCCUUCUGCUGAAAAGAGCAUCCCAGAGCUGAGGUACACAUUCCCGCUGUAUGAUGGCGUCUCCGUCGUUGGUUUCGUCUGCACCAUCAACGAAGACCGUGUGAUUCGCGGAGUCGUCAAGGAGCGUUCCGAGGCUCGGAAAGAGUACCAAGAAGCCGUCGACAGGGGCGAAACCGCCGGCCUGCUGGAACAGCUUCCCAAUGCCAGUGAUGUCUUCACCACCACCGUCGGCAACGUCCCUGCUGGUGCUUUUCUCAAGGUGGAGAUCACUUAUCUGGGCGAGCUGAAGAAUGAUGCCGGGGUGGAUGGAAUCCGGUACACCAUUCCAACUUCUGUUGCUCCUCGCUACGGUGAUUUCCCUGGUACCCUUCUCGAUGCUCCCCAAGCCGUUACCAAGUCUGGUAUCCAGAUCACCGUCGAUGUUGAGACGCCGAAUGGCUCAAACAUCAAGAGCAUCCAGUCUCCGUCCCAUCCCAUCUCUGUCACCAUCGGUAACACCUCCUCUGGAGCAGCUGCCGGCACUGAUAUGUCAUUGCAGAAAGUCUCCGCUACCUUGGCCCUUGGCACCGCAGAGCUUGCUCAGGACUUCAUUUUGCAAGUGGUUGCCACCAACACAGGCAAUCCGAUUGCCCUGCUGGAGACACACCCUAAUAUUUCCCAGCAGCGGGCCUUGAUGGCGACACUGGUGCCAAAGUUCAAUCUCCCCUCAUCGCGCCCCGAGAUCGUCUUUGUCUGUGACCGCUCUGGCUCUAUGAGCGGUACUAGAAUCGAAGGCCUCAAGUCUGCUCUUCGAGUUUUCCUAAAGUCCAUCCCCGUGGGCGCCAAGUUCAACAUUUGUUCAUUCGGUUCCACUCACGAGUUCCUGUUCAGAGAUGGCUCUCGGUCAUAUGACCAGGAGAGUCUCAGACUAGCAAUGGAGUACGUAAAUUGGAUGUCUGCCGAUUUUGGAGGCACCGAGAUGUAUCAACCACUCGAAGCUGCGUUCGAGCAGCGCUACAAAGAUAUGGACCUGGAAGUCUUCUUGCUCACUGACGGCGAGAUCUGGGAUCAGGAACGGUUGUUCACCAUGAUCAACGAGAAGGUUUCUAAGUCCCAGGGCGCAAUCCGCUUGUUUACCUUGGGAAUUGGCAAUGAUGUCAGCCAUGCUCUCAUCGAAGGCGUCGCUCGUGCUGGCAACGGGUUUGCCCAGUCCGUCACCGACGAUGAAAAGAUGAACGCCAAGGUAGUCAGGAUGCUCAAGGCGGGUCUGACGCCUCACGUCAAGGACUACACCUUGGAGAUCAAGUACGACAAGGACUCUGACGCCGGAGCGAAGACAAUCGACGAGGAAAUGGACGAUUUUGAAAUCGUUGAAAAGGUCACCGACUCUUUGGCCAUCCGUCUCGCCGAGGACAAGACUUCUGACGGCGCGGCCAAGCCAACCGAGCCCGUCAAGCCAAUUUCCCUCUUUGACACCUCAGCCGAUCUCGACAUCGAGAUGCCUGAUGCUGAUGCCGACACAUCUUCUGGAGGGAAGUUCUCGCACGUUCCCUCAGUCCCCGAACCCAAGAUCCUCCAAGCGCCUUUCACCAUCCCCCCGCUCUACCCUUUCAUCAGGACCACCGUGUACCUUCUGUUCUCCCCCGGUACGACACAGAAAAUACCCAGAUCAGUCGUCCUCCGCGCCACCUCCGCCCACGGGCCCCUCGAGCUUGAGAUCCCAGUUGCCGUGCUGGAGGAGAAGGGCCAGACGAUCCACCAGCUCGCCGCCCGCAAAGCGGUUCAGGAACUGGAAGAGGGUCGCGGGUGGAUACACCACGCCAAGGACUCGAAUGAUCCAGAGCAAAGACUGCUCAAGGACAAGUACGAAGGCCGCUUCUCCGAUAUGGUGGAGAGAGAGGCCGUCAGGUUGGGAGUCACCUUCCAGGUGGGAAGCAAGUGGUGCAGCUAUGUCGCGGUGGAGGAGAAGGACCGGACGGAGCACGAAGUAAAUCAACGGGUUUCUGGAACUUCCUCGGACGAGUCUGUUGACCGCCCCGAGUCUUACCGUGUUCAAAAGCGAAGUAGGGCACGAGGCGCCAGUGAGGAUUACGUCGAGGAGGCUUUCGUCCUUGAGGCUUUCGAUGUCGAUUCUUCUUCUCCUGCGACAUCUCCUGCCGGAGGAGGCCUCUUUGGUGCUCAGCCAAAUGCUGUUUCAUAUUCUCUGGCAUCGGCUCCUGGCUCGGGGCUCUUUGGUAAGGGUAAGUUAGAUUCUUCUUAUAAUUUGCCGGCAACGGCUAUGUAUCCCCAUCCGGCGGAUCACCCUUCUUUUCGUAUGUUCAUGCCUCCUCCUGGACCACUUUGCUGUGCACUUUCUGAUGACAUUUUUUCUGUUCCACCAAAUUAUUUGGACUUUGCCACUGUUUCAUCUCCGUCUGCUCCUGAUUCUAAAGACUUCUUUCCACUUGAUUCCUUGGACUCUAUUUUUGUUCCAUCUACUUCUGAUUCUGAUUCUGACGAUAUCGUUCCACCUACAGCAGCACAGAUGGUCACAACUACAGCCUUCGGGGCCGCAGCCACAUCUCAAGGCUUCGGAGCUGCAACUCGAGCCUUCGGGGCCACUUUCCAUAGUGUAGACGAUCUAGCAGACGAAUCCGCCGAACUCCAGACCGAGACACCACCCCUCGAGCCGCUCGAAGCCCUCGUGAGCCUCCAGCACUUCGACGGCUCCUGGUCUUGGAGUGAGAAAUUGCUUGAAGUUUUGGGGCAGUCCGAGUUGACGGAGGAGAAGAAAGUUGAGGAGCGCUAUGGAGUGUCGAUUCCCAACACAAACAUGCUUGCCACGGCUUUGGUGUUGGCGUAUUUGGAGGUCAAGUUGGCGGAUGAGCGGGAGGAGUGGGAUAUGUUGGCUGAUAAGGCUAGGGAGUGGUUGAUGGGUGAACUUGCCAAGAGCUCCGAGAAGGGUCUGUUGUCUGUUGAGGAGUAUGUGGAGAAGCUCAAGGAGUCUCUGUAGGGUGGUGGGCAAGAGGUGAGGCUGGCUUGAAUUGUAUGCUGGAUAUCAGGGCGGAAAGGAUAGUACAGGAUAAUGCUGUAGAUAGUUUCUGAAGGAGCAAGAUCAAUUGAUGUCUUUCACUCCCAACAACCGUUCCC